AACUCCAACUUGUUUCCAUAGGACCGUUGACUAAUGUUGCCAUGGCAAUCCGGCUGGAUUCGGCGUUUGGCUCCCGUUUGAAAUCAUGUCACAUCAUGGGUGGAAAUUACCAAGGUAGAGGGAACAUAACAAUGGCGGCAGAGUUCAACUUCUAUGCAGACCCGGAAGCAGCCUUCGUGGUUCUUGGUCAGCUAUGUUGUCCGAUGACGGUGAUGCCGUGGGAAACUUGCCUGGAACAUGCCAUCUCAUGGGAAACGCAUACCAACACGCGAUCACAUGAUACCGAAAAGGCCAGAUUUAUUAAGUCCGUGGAUGAGUGGAGCGUCAACUACGUUAAACCAAAGAACGCGCCAAACUUUGUCCCGGCCGACGAGGCGUGCAUGGCAUGUUUUCUUUCAGAUGACGUCAUCAAAAGCAGUGUACACGUUUACGCAACCGUGGAAACUAAAGGUCACUACACAAGUGGUCAAAUGGUUGUUGACUGGAGAAAGAGAGAUGUUAACGAUCCCUUAUACAAAAAGCCAAAUGUAACCAUCGUCACCGGUCUGCACCAGAGUCUGUACGAACAGUUGAUGGAUAGAGCUCUCUCUUGUUAAAAUCAAAACGUGUCAGCAGUCGAGACUUGAGCAAAAACACAUUUUUAUUAAAACAGAAAAAAAGGCUUACUUCCGGUAUAUUUGGAGCGUAACGUGGGAGUUUUAAUAUAACUUAUGAUUGUAAGUCUUUUGCUGUCAUCUUGUGGAAAUUUACUAUGCUUCAUUGCCA
This is a messenger RNA of Mya arenaria, 765 nucleotides long. RefSeq names its product pyrimidine-specific ribonucleoside hydrolase RihA-like. The transcript has 3 exons. Lineage: Eukaryota; Metazoa; Mollusca; Bivalvia; Myida; Myidae. The record is from RefSeq and is a predicted model, not a curated record. Gene Ontology annotation, molecular function: hydrolase activity, hydrolyzing N-glycosyl compounds. Bases 42 to 596 code for a protein of 184 amino acids.